This is a messenger RNA of Purpureocillium lilacinum, 672 nucleotides long. RefSeq lists its product as uncharacterized. Lineage: Eukaryota; Fungi; Ascomycota; Sordariomycetes; Hypocreales; Ophiocordycipitaceae. The record is from RefSeq and is a predicted model, not a curated record.
AUGAACCCCGUCACCGAACCGACACCGGCAGGCCUCCCCGAAGCCAAACCCAUCGCCAGUACCGCCGCCAACGUCUACAAAGACUGCGUUCCCCGACCCAAGCGCGCUUCCAGGCCAAUCUCCGAAUCUGACACUGGCAGCGGCAGCAGCGACGAUGACGGCUUCCACACUUGCACGUCCGACUCUCAGCCGACGUCUCCUGUCCAGAAUAACCUCCAGCGCACCGACAUGGCCGCCCUCCAGGCUAACUCUGUCGUCCCCCGCCUCGAGCUCUGCGGUGACUUGCAUCGCCGGCGGAACCGCGAGCAUGGGCGUCAGCACGAGCGCAGCUGGGACAGGGGGCGGGCCGACCGCACUCGCAGGAACGCUAUUGCCUCGCUUUUCCGGCGGGACACACGACACGCAUCGUCGACCGCUACGGAAGGCGAGGGGUCCGAGACACGGGCGCAGCCAGACUUUCUGCGCAAGGCGCGCAAGGCCGAGCUGUUGAAGAAGGUUACGACGACGAGGCGCCGCGGGAGUGUGCACUACUGCUCGGGCUGCGGCAGCGUCUCGCCGUCGCCGGUCGGCUACGUAGCCAUCAACAUCGGCUUCGUCGCGGUGCUGCUGCUCGAAGUUGUGCUGCUGCAGGCGUGGGUUCACGGCGUGGGACGCGUGUACUGGUGCAGAUAG